This is a messenger RNA of Myxozyma melibiosi, 2535 nucleotides long. RefSeq lists its product as uncharacterized. The coding region runs from base 65 to 2437 and encodes 790 amino acids. Gene Ontology annotation, molecular function: protein binding. Lineage: Eukaryota; Fungi; Ascomycota; Lipomycetes; Lipomycetales; Lipomycetaceae. Gene Ontology annotation, cellular component: Prp19 complex; post-mRNA release spliceosomal complex; U2-type catalytic step 2 spliceosome. Gene Ontology annotation, biological process: mRNA splicing, via spliceosome; generation of catalytic spliceosome for first transesterification step. The transcript has 2 exons. The record is from RefSeq and is a predicted model, not a curated record.
CUUCAGUAUUUGUAUUUGUUCCUGAUAUUCAGAUCAGAUGUAUUUACAUUGUCUAUAAACAGAGAUGCCAGACACUUCGCUCUCCUCGGCUGCCCUGUCGACGAAGCUGGACAUAUACCUCAUCUCCGAAUCCGACAUCGCGUACGAACAAGACGUUCUUCGCUAUCCACACACUCUCGGUCCAUGGCUCAAGUACAUCGAGCACAAGUCCGAGUCUGCGAUCCACGAGCGCGUCUUUGUGCUCGAACGGGCCUCUCGCGAUCUCGGACGGUCUUAUAAAGUCUGGAAAUUGUAUCUCGAUCUGCGGAUGCAGCAUCUGCAGGGCAUCAAUCCGGCAAAGUACGAAGACGAGUACCGCAAGGUGAACGAGUGUUUUGAGCGAGCGCUCAUGAUGCUGAGUACCAUGCCCCGGCUCUGGCUCGACUACCUCCACUUCCUCAUGAAACAAUGCUGCAUAACAGAAACCCGCCGCGCAUUCGACCGCGCCCUGCGCGCCCUACCAAUAACCCAGCACGACCGCAUCUGGCCGUUAUACCUCGAGUUUGCCCGGUCAGUCAAAGGGCCGACCGCGAUCAAGAUCUACGAGCGGUAUCUGCAGUACCGGCCACAGGAUCGCGAGGAUUUUAUCGAGCUCCUGGUCGAGCUGGAUUACCACGCCGAGGCGGCAGAGCAGUACCUGCGACUGCUGAACGCACCGAAAUUUGUGUCAAAGAAUGGCAAGAGUCAGUUUCAGAUCUGGACAGAGCUUACCGAUCUGCUUGUUCACUUUGCACGAAACAUAAAAGAACACUAUCGGCGGUCGCCGUCGAGCCGUCAGAUCGACACCGAGAAAAUCAUCAGGUCCGGGAUCGAGAAGUUUUCCGAUCAGCGCGGGAAGCUGUGGGUCAAUUUGGCAAUGUACAAGAUUGCGCUGGGGGACUAUGAAGGAGCGCGGGAUGUGUUUGACGAGGGAAUCACGACGGUGAUGACGGUUCGCGACUUUGUGCUCGUGUUUGACGCGUACGUCGAGUUUGAAGAGUCGGUUAUUUCGCAGCUGAUGGAGCUCGCGGGGUCGGACAAGGCGAGCGAGCAAGUCGACGCCGAGCUUGAUGUGCGGAUGAUGAUGUUUGAGCAUUUGAUGGACCGGCGGCCGUUUCUGGUGAACGACGUGAUGCUACGGCAGAAUCCGAAUAAUGUGCUGGAGUGGGAGAAGCGGGUUGGGCUGUGGGGCAACAAUGCCAAGCAAGUUGUGGAGACGUACACGGACGCGAUUGCGACGAUAAAUCCAAAGAAAGCAGCAGUGGGACAGCUGUAUCAGCUGUUUGCAAACUAUGCAAAGUAUUAUGAAAAGGCGGGGGAUUUACGGCAGGCGCGGAUUGUGUUUGAGCGGGGUUUGAAUGUGCCGUUCAAGUCUGCGAACGAGCUCGCGGAUCUGUAUAUCGAGUACGCGGAAAUGCUGCUGCGGGCGGAGGAGUUUGACAGUGCGGUGGCGCUGAUUGCAAAGGCGACGAAGGGCCCGAAGCGGUCGACGGUUGAUUUCUUUGACGAGUCGAUUGCGCCGCAGCAGAGGCUUCACAAGAGCAUGAAGCUGUGGUCGUUUUACGUCGAUCUGGUUGAGAGCGUGGGUACGGUCGACGAUACACGGGCGGUGUAUGAUCGCAUAUUCGAGCUCAAGAUCGCGACGCCGCUGACGGUGGUGAACUACGCCAACUUUUUGGAGGAAAACAAGUACUUUGAGGAAUCGUUUAAGAUUUACGAGCGUGGCGUGGAGCAGUUUGGAUAUCCGGUUGCGUUUGAGCUGUGGAACUUGUACCUGACCAAGGCGAUGAAGCGCAAGCUGAACGUGGAGCGGCUGCGAGAUUUAUUCGAGCAGGCGCUGGAGAACUGUCCGCCGGAGUUUGCAAAGGCGCUGUUUUUGCUGUACGGCGAGUUGGAAGAGACGCGCGGGCUGGCGAAGAACGCGAUGGUGGUUUACGAGCGCGCGACGAGCCGCGUGGCGGAGAAGGACCGCGCGGAGAUGUAUCGGUUUUAUAUCAAGAAGACGGCGACAAUAUACGGAUUACCAGCUACGCGGCCGAUCUACGAGCGCGCGAUCGAAGUGCUGCCGGAUGGGGAGUGUCGGCUGCUGUGCGAGGACUUUGCGGAUAUGGAGCGUAAGCUGGGAGAGAUUGAGCGGGCGCGCGGGGUGUAUGUGCACGGCAGCCAGUUUGCGGAUCCGCGAUUGCAUCCAAAGUACUGGGAGAAGUGGCAUGAGUUUGAGGUGAUGAACGGAGACGAGGAGACGUUUAAGGAGAUGCUGCGGAUCAAGCGGGCGGUGACGGCGCAGUAUAAUACGGACAUCAAUUUCAUUGCCGCGCAGACGGUCGCGCGCAAGCCGGAGGGGGAGAUUGCAGAGGUGAAGGCUGCGUCGCCGCCGGGAGAUGAUCCGAUGGAGCAGUUGGCGUAUGUCGAGGAGUGAUUGAGAUCUGUUAUAGUCAAGACGAUCUGAUGGAAUAGUUGGCGUAUGCCGAGGAGCGAUAUGUAAGAUAGUGUAUAUUUAUAAAAAGAUCUAUUAAA